ACCGACGCCAUUUUUAUCUACAAACGAAACACGAAUCUCCUUACUAUUGUGACGAAAUAGUAUUCUAAGAUUUUAAUCUAGAAGCUUGUAACGGUCUAAAUAUGUCUGCCCAUGAUCAAGUUCGAGCUAUGCUCGAUGAACUUAUGGGAACUGCGCGAGAUGGGGCCUAUCGUAUGCUGAGAUUUCAAGAAUAUAUGAAAGGCUGAUGGCGUCGGUCUGAGCUGUGAUGCCUCUAGAUGUGCCAUGAAAUUUGAUGACCCUCGCGUAUGUAAGAGUUUUCUACUAGGCUGCUGUCCCCAUGAUAUACUAUCAAGCACGCGGAUGGACCUUGGAGAUUGUCCAAAAUAUCAUGAUGUAGCCUUGCGAGCUGACUUUGAAAAUGCCUCGAAGAAGAAAGAUUACUUCUAUGACAUUGAUGCCAUGGAGCACCUGCAGAGCUUCAUCAAUGAGUGUGACCGCAAGACAGAGCUGUACAAACGGAGGCUUAAAGAGACCCAGGAGGAGCUGAGUGAAGAGGCCAACAGCAAGGCUGAAGCCAUUCACAACCUCGGUGAAGAGAUAGGUACCAAGCUGGCCAAAGCUGAGGCAAUGGGAGCUGAGGGAAAAGUGGAGGAGUCCAUGGAACUCAUGAAUGAGGUUGAAGAAAUCAAGAAAAAGAAAUCUUUGGAAGAGCAAGAGUACAAGAACUCUAUGCCAGCAUCCAGUUAUCAGCAACAAAAGCUGCGUGUGUGUGAGAUCUGUUCGGCCUACCUGGGUAUCCAUGACAAUGACAGACGUCUGGCAGACCAUUUUGGGGGCAAGCUUCAUCUUGGCUUUAUCACCAUCAGGGACAAACUGGCCGAAUUGAAGUCAACGCAUGCUGACCGUAUUCGCCAGCGUGGGGAAGAGAGGGAAAAACAGCGGCAGAGGAGAGAAGAGGAGAGGACUCAUGAGUCACGGGACAGAAGUAGAAGCAGAAGUCGUAGGCGAUCUAGAAGCCGCAGCAGGUCACGCCGGCGGCGGUCACGAUCCAGGGAUAGGUCAGGGUCCCGGUCAAGGCACUCCAGGAAGAAGUCCAGACGCAGGUCGAGGUCACGCUCAAAGAAAUCAAGGUCACGCUCGCGCAAACGUUCCAGGAAGUCAAGGUCACGGUCAAGAAGACAUCGGAGUAGGUCGGGGAGUCGGUCACGGCGGCGAAAGUCUCACAAGAAGUCACGUUCCAGAUCUCGCUCUCAUAAGCGCAGUUCCAGCAUAGAGAAUGGCUCGAGGAAGUCGUCACCCAGUUAUCCCGCUAUAGAGGACAUGUAGAUGGUCACAUGACCUUCAGGAGACCAUGUGACUGACUCGGAGACUAAACCAAUGAUUCUAAGUUUUAAGUGUAAAAUGAAACUAUAACUUUGUAUGUGUUUAUUCAUGAAAAUUGUUUUAAUUGCUUUGUUUAAAUUGCCAUUUGCAGGGGUCAUUUUAUCACUCAUUAGUAAUGUUCUUAAAAUGUUUUGCUGAUUAAGUCAUUGUAAAGGUUCUGUACAAACAUGCAAAUUUCUAAUUUUAAUGUUCUGUUCUUGCUCAUGCAUCAUUUUAAUAAAUCGUGUAUAAAAACUUAAAAUCUU
Dreissena polymorpha is the source of this 1589-nucleotide messenger RNA. RefSeq names its product putative RNA-binding protein Luc7-like 1. Gene Ontology annotation, cellular component: U2-type prespliceosome; U1 snRNP. Gene Ontology annotation, biological process: mRNA splice site recognition. The transcript has 10 exons. Gene Ontology annotation, molecular function: mRNA binding. The coding region runs from base 244 to 1287 and encodes 347 amino acids. Lineage: Eukaryota; Metazoa; Mollusca; Bivalvia; Myida; Dreissenidae. The record is from RefSeq and is a predicted model, not a curated record.